Molecule: messenger RNA, 735 nt
Organism: Dibothriocephalus latus
Lineage: Eukaryota; Metazoa; Platyhelminthes; Cestoda; Diphyllobothriidea; Diphyllobothriidae
Source: the annotation of a GenBank genome assembly
AUGGACCCACUACACGAGACCCCGGAACCAACCAUCAGCACUGGCAGGACCGAGGUGGAGGAGGCGGAGGAUGAGGAGGAAGAAGAGGAGGUCUUGAGAGAGGCCAGCCAUGAGGAUGAGGAGGAAGAGGAGGAUGAAGCAGAGCGGUGUGCAGGCAUGGAAGACGUAGACGUUUUAAACAAGAAGCCCAAAAUGGUGGACGCUGUCAGUGAGAGGCGGCGUCGGCGCUCCGGUGGCAUCACUCUCGUACAGCUGCACUCUGAGCUGCACACCCUCAUCUCCGUCAAGGCCAGCCUCAGUUGUUGGAUUGUUUGGCUGGACAAAAUUGUACAUCGCUGCCUUUCAAGUCGGGCCUCGGGUCCCAAACGUGCGAAUGCCGCCAGGCAUCUCAUGCUUGUAUGGAAUUACUAUAGUCGGGCCUCGGGUCCCAAGCGCGCGAAUGCCGCCAGGCAUCUCAUGCUUGUAUGGAAUUACUAUAGCUCCCUUUUGAUGCGUGAACUGACGCUGAGAUUUGCGCUCAGCUUCGGCAGCUGCUACCUCCUGUGGAUGCUGUGUGAUGAGUACCUCUCCUUUCGGCUGGAGCAGGUGGCCUCCAGCCCCCUGAUGACUCUGCCAGUGGACAGCCAUUUGAAUGACAAAACCACCACUACCACUACCAGCACCGCCACCAUCACCAGCAGCAGUUACAACUCUAUGGAUGUCUUCGCAUCUUCAGCCAGUAAAGACUCUCGUCUU